AUGAAGCUGUUUGAUAUUCUUCUUUCUGCUACUGCUACUGUCGGAGUACAGGCGAUGGAUCAGCCUGCUGGGGGUGAAACUAGUGUCAUCAUGAUCAAUAUGAAUACAGCCAAUAUUCAGAUGAACAUGGGCGACUUUUCCGGCUCCAGUGUGCCUGGACAAGAAGGCGAAUCCACCCAAGUGAGCUGGAUCGAAGGCCUGAGUAACGCGGACCGAGAUACUCUUACUGAACUUCUGGCCAACGAGGAAGUCAACGCUGGGAUGAAACUGCUCGUUGAGAAGCUGCCGGGUUUUUCGAGCUUCUACGACGCCCUCUAUCCGGAAGAAACUGCUACUGAAGCGACUGGCACUGGAGGAAUGGGCAAAUGA
Oikopleura dioica is the source of this 369-nucleotide messenger RNA. Lineage: Eukaryota; Metazoa; Chordata; Appendicularia; Copelata; Oikopleuridae. The record is from the annotation of a GenBank genome assembly.